This is a messenger RNA of Benincasa hispida (wax gourd), 450 nucleotides long. NCBI's taxonomy places the organism in Eukaryota, Viridiplantae, Streptophyta, Magnoliopsida, Cucurbitales, Cucurbitaceae. The record is from RefSeq and is a predicted model, not a curated record.
AUGGAUUCAUAUGAGUCUACAAUGGUCUAUGAUGCAGAGAGUAAUAUGGAGAUACGGUUGUCAGAGUUUAUGGAUGGUGAGGGUGGUUGGAGGUGGCUUACAGAGUCAUGUGAGUUGCUUGAGAUCUGGGGUCUUAUUCAGACAGUGGGGCCUAGGGUGAGGGGGGAGGAUUAUUGGGUUUGGGUGUCGGGUGCUAGUGGUUGGUUUUCUAUCACUAGUGCGUGGGAGAGUUUGCACUCUCGUUGUCCUAGGGUAUCUUGGUCAGGUCUUUUGUGGUCUAGGAGUGGUAUUCCGCGUCACUUAUUUUGUGUGUGGUUAGCUGUAAGGGAUAGGUUGGGUAUGUGGGAUUGGUUGAGGAGUUGGGGUGUGUUGUCAAAGAAGGGUGUCUUCUGUAUAGGGGAGGUGGAGUCACAGGAUCUUCUAUUUUUUGAGUGUGGGUUUGAGAGAUAG